Messenger RNA from Oppia nitens, 1344 nucleotides. Its product is annotated as UDP-glucuronosyltransferase 3A1-like. The transcript has 3 exons. The record is from RefSeq and is a predicted model, not a curated record. Bases 1 to 1344 code for a protein of 447 amino acids. Gene Ontology annotation, molecular function: hexosyltransferase activity; UDP-glycosyltransferase activity. Lineage: Eukaryota; Metazoa; Arthropoda; Arachnida; Sarcoptiformes; Oppiidae.
AUGUCUAACGAAACAAAACGGUCGGCCCUUAAGAUAAUGUUUAUACCGCAAGAAAUGGCCGGACACGUAUCGGCUACCCUGGGUCUGGCACAGGUAUUACGCUCACGGGGUCAUCAGGUUAUCUAUGCCAUCGAUAGUUCGCACCGGGAGUUGGCCGCCCGCCAGGGUUUCCGUACUCAAGUAAUCGUCAACCGUUGGAUAGAUGGCAAUCAAUUGAACGAAUGGGAGUCGAAAAUUGUCGACGAAUUACAGUUUACUAAACCGAAAACCUGGCGAUGGUUUAUGAGGAAUAUUAUCUGGAAAUUGUCGUCUAUUUUCAAAUUUAUAACAAUUAUGUUGUAUUGUUGGUAUAAUAAAGACUAUGGUUUGUAUCGUAUAAUACGUAAACAUAAACCCGAUAUUAUUGUUGUGGACGACCUGUUUUGCUAUCCGUCGGUAAUCUAUUCGGGCCUACCCUGGGUAUGGCAUGUUAGUGUACAUCCGUUAGGCUUUUAUGAUGAUCCUAAUCUACCGCAACCUUAUUUGGGUUUAUCCGAUAACUCAACGAAAACAUUAUGGCAACGUCUAUGUGGUCUACUAUAUAAAAGUUUGCUAAAUAUACUAACCUAUCUCUACAAACUGGGUUAUCUAUUGCGCGGUUAUCCGCCUAACCCGGAAAACCGACACUCCCCGCACUCGCCCUAUUUGAAUCUGUACUGUUAUCCCAGGGAACUGGACUACUAUCCAACGAAAACAACAUUGAAAUACCCGAACGCCUAUCGAUUGGAUACAAUGUGGUUACCAAAGUAUGACACGAGUCUGGAGAAGCCAAUUGAUGGACCAUUGAAACAGUUUAUUGAUGAAAGUCAGGGUAAAAAACUAAUACUAGUAUCCAUGGGAUCCUAUUGUUCAGGCGAUCAACGAUUUAUGCAGAAACUGAUUGAUAUAUUAAAGCAAACUGAGCACAGGUAUAUAGUAGUUAAAGGCUACAAAAGCGAUAGCUAUGAGUUACCUGAAAAUAUGUGGGGCCAGCCGUUUGUACCGCAGCGACAACUACUCAAGUAUGUCGACCUACUGGUCACACACGCCGGCACUAACAGUGUCUACGAGGCACUCAUUUACGGACGACCAAUGUUGGCGUUACCAUUGUUUUUGGAUCAGUUUGAUAGUGCCCAACGUCUGCAUGAAACCGGUUACGGUAUCCGAUUGGAUGCACACCAGUAUACCGAUCGGGAACUGUUGGACUCGUUAGACCAGCUGUUGGCCACUGAUAGCGAUAUACAUAAGCGUUUGAAACAGAUAUCCAAGCGAUUGCUUGAAUCGGAUGGUCUAGAAAUUGCUGCCAAAAUGAUUGAAAAUUUGUAG